Molecule: messenger RNA, 5787 nt
Organism: Meriones unguiculatus (Mongolian gerbil)
Lineage: Eukaryota; Metazoa; Chordata; Mammalia; Rodentia; Muridae
Gene: Map4k4
Product: mitogen-activated protein kinase kinase kinase kinase 4
Exons: 32
Coding region: 153-4301 (1382 amino acids)
Biological process (GO): protein phosphorylation
Molecular function (GO): ATP binding; protein kinase activity
Source: RefSeq, a predicted model, not a curated record
GCGCACCGCCGGCCGGCGCGCCAUGGUGUGAGCCCCGCGGCCCGCCCGCCCGCGCUCGCCCGCGCUCCGAGGACGCGCCGGCGGCCUGCCCGUGCGGCCCGAGCCCCGGCGCCGCGGAGCUCCCCGGCCGCGGCCGCCGCUCUCGGGGCACGAUGGCGAACGACUCCCCCGCCAAGAGCCUGGUGGACAUCGACCUCUCGUCCCUGCGGGACCCUGCUGGGAUUUUCGAGCUGGUGGAAGUGGUUGGAAAUGGCACCUACGGACAAGUCUAUAAGGGGCGACAUGUCAAAACUGGGCAGCUGGCGGCCAUCAAGGUUAUGGAUGUCACCGAGGAUGAAGAGGAAGAAAUCAAACUGGAGAUAAAUAUGCUGAAGAAAUAUUCUCAUCAUAGGAAUAUUGCAACGUACUAUGGUGCUUUCAUUAAAAAGAGCCCUCCGGGACACGAUGACCAGCUGUGGCUUGUUAUGGAGUUCUGUGGGGCCGGGUCCAUCACAGACCUUGUGAAGAACACGAAAGGGAACACACUCAAAGAAGACUGGAUUGCUUACAUCUCCAGAGAAAUCCUCAGGGGACUGGCACAUCUCCACAUUCACCACGUUAUCCACCGAGACAUCAAGGGUCAGAAUGUGCUGCUGACUGAGAAUGCGGAGGUGAAGCUUGUUGACUUCGGCGUGAGCGCCCAGCUGGACAGGACGGUGGGACGCAGGAACACGUUCAUCGGCACGCCGUACUGGAUGGCCCCUGAGGUCAUCGCCUGCGAUGAGAACCCCGACGCCACCUACGACUACAGAAGUGACCUUUGGUCUUGCGGCAUCACGGCCAUUGAGAUGGCAGAAGGCGCUCCCCCUCUCUGUGACAUGCAUCCAAUGAGAGCGCUGUUUCUCAUCCCCAGAAACCCUCCUCCCAGGCUGAAGUCAAAAAAAUGGUCAAAGAAGUUCUUCAGCUUCAUAGAGGGCUGCCUGGUGAAGAACUACAUGCAGCGGCCCUCGACAGAGCAGCUGCUGAAGCACCCUUUCAUAAGGGAUCAGCCCAAUGAGAGGCAGGUUCGAAUCCAGCUGAAGGAUCAUAUAGACCGGACCAGAAAGAAGAGAGGGGAGAAAGAUGAAACCGAGUAUGAGUACAGUGGGAGUGAGGAAGAAGAGGAGGAAGUGCCUGAACAGGAAGGAGAGCCAAGCUCCAUCGUCAACGUGCCUGGAGAGUCUACCCUGCGCCGGGAUUUCCUGAGGCUGCAGCAGGAGAACAAGGAGCGCUCCGAGGCCCUGCGCAGGCAGCAGCUUCUGCAGGAGCAGCAGCUCCGGGAGCAGGAGGAGUAUAAGAGGCAGCUACUGGCCGAGCGGCAGAAGCGGAUUGAGCAGCAGAAGGAGCAGAGGCGGCGGCUGGAGGAGCAACAGCGGCGAGAGCGGGAGGCCAGGAGGCAGCAGGAGCGCGAGCAGCGGAGGCGCGAGCAGGAGGAGAAGAGGCGCCUGGAGGAACUGGAGCGCAGGCGCAAGGAGGAGGAGGAGCGGAGGCGGGCGGAGGAGGAGAAGAGGAGAGUGGAGCGGGAGCAGGAGUACAUCAGGCGGCAGCUGGAGGAGGAGCAGCGGCACCUGGAGAUCCUGCAGCAGCAGCUGCUCCAGGAGCAGGCCAUGCUACUGGAGUGCCGCUGGCGGGAGAUGGAGGAGCACCGGCAGGCAGAGAGGCUCCAGAGGCAGUUGCAACAAGAACAAGCAUAUCUCCUGUCUCUACAGCACGACCACAGGAGGCCGCAGCCGCAGCCGCCGCCGCCGCCGCAGCCGCAGCCGGACAGGAGCAAAGCCAGCUACCAUGCUCCAGAGCCCAGGCCUCCUCACUAUGACCCUGCUGACAGAGCGCGCGAGGUGGAAGAUAGAUUUAGAAAGACUAACCACAGCUCCCCCGAGGCCCAGUCUAAGCAGACAGGCAGAGGAGCCGAGCCGCCGGUGCCGUCCCGGUCAGAGUCCUUCUCCAGCGGCAACUCCGAGUCUGUGCACCCCGCCCUGCAGAGACCAGCGGAGCCCCAGGUCCAGUGGUCCCACCUGGCAUCUCUCAAGAACAAUGUUUCCCCUGUGUCGAGGUCCCAUUCCUUCAGUGACCCUUCUCCUCCCAAAUUCGCACACCACCAUCUUCGUUCUCAGGACCCAUGCCCGCCCUCCCGCAGUGAGGCGCUCAGUCAGAGCUCUGACUCUAAGUCAGAGGGACCCGACCCCACCCAAAAGGCGUGGUCUAGAUCAGACACUGACGAGGUGCCUCCAAGGGUUCCCGUGAGAACAACGUCCCGCUCCCCUGUCCUGUCCCGUCGGGAUUCCCCACUGCAGGGCAGUGGACAGCAGAAUAGCCAAGCAGGACAGAGAAACUCUACCAGCAGUAUCGAGCCCCGGCUCCUGUGGGAGAGAGUGGAAAAGCUGGUUCCCAGGCCAGGCAGCGGCAGCUCCUCAGGGUCCAGCAACUCAGGAUCCCAGCCUGGCUCCCACCCUGGCUCCCAGAGCGGCUCCGGUGAACGCUUCAGAGUGAGAUCGUCAUCCAAGUCUGAAGGCUCACCAUCCCAGCGCCUUGAAAAUGUAGCCAAAAAGCCUGAAGAGAAAAAAGAAGUAUUCCGACCCCUCAAGCCCGCUGACUUGACUGCGUUGGCCAAAGAACUCCGGGCGGUAGAGGACGUGCGGCCACCGCACAAAGUGACCGACUACUCGUCCUCCAGUGAGGAGUCUGGGACCACGGACGAGGAGGAGGAGGACGGGGAGCAGGAGGGCGCCGAGGACUCCACCUCAGGCCCGGAGGACGCCCGAGCAGCGUCGUCUCUGAAUCUGAGCAACGGUGAAACAGAAUCUGUGAAAACCAUGAUCGUUCAUGAUGACGGGGAGAGUGAGCCGGCCAUGACCCCGUCCAAGGAGGGCACGCUGAUUGUCCGCCAGAGUACAGUUGACCAAAAGCGUGCCAGCCAUCAUGAGAGCAAUGGCUUUGCGGGGCGCAUUCACCUCUUGCCAGAUCUCUUACAGCAAAGCCAUUCCUCCUCCACCUCCUCCACCUCCUCCUCCCCAUCCUCCAGCCAGCCGACACCCACCAUGUCCCCACAGACACCCCAGGACAAGCUCACUGCUAAUGAGACUCAGUCCGCUAGUAGCACACUCCAGAAACACAAAUCUUCCUCCUCCUUUACACCUUUUAUAGACCCCAGGUUACUACAGAUUUCUCCAUCUAGUGGGACGACAGUUACCUCUGUGGUGGGCUUUUCCUGCGAUGGAAUGAGGCCAGAAGCCAUAAGGCAAGACCCUACUCGGAAAGGCUCAGUGGUCAAUGUGAACCCCACCAACACUAGGCCACAGAGUGAUACCCCCGAGAUCCGUAAAUACAAGAAGAGGUUUAACUCGGAGAUACUGUGUGCUGCCUUAUGGGGCGUGAAUCUGCUGGUUGGUACAGAGAGCGGGUUGAUGCUCCUGGACAGAAGCGGCCAAGGGAAAGUGUACCCGCUGAUCAGCCGGAGACGCUUCCAGCAAAUGGAUGUGCUCGAGGGCCUAAAUGUCCUGGUGACGAUAUCCGGCAAAAAGGAUAAGUUGCGUGUAUACUAUUUAUCCUGGUUAAGAAACAAAAUCCUUCAUAAUGACCCUGAAGUGGAGAAGAAGCAAGGGUGGACCACGGUGGGCGACCUGGAAGGAUGUGUGCACUAUAAAGUUGUAAAAUAUGAAAGAAUCAAGUUUCUGGUGAUUGCUUUAAAGAGUUCUGUGGAAGUCUACGCGUGGGCACCGAAGCCAUACCACAAAUUCAUGGCUUUUAAGUCGUUUGGAGAACUGGUCCAUAAGCCAUUACUGGUAGAUCUCACUGUUGAGGAAGGCCAGAGGUUGAAAGUGAUCUAUGGCUCCUGUGCCGGAUUCCAUGCUGUCGAUGUGGAUUCGGGCUCAGUCUACGACAUUUAUCUACCAACACACAUCCAGUGCAGCAUCAAGCCCCACGCGAUCAUCAUCCUCCCCAACACGGACGGCAUGGAGCUCCUGGUGUGCUACGAGGAUGAGGGGGUGUACGUAAACACCUAUGGGAGGAUCACCAAGGACGUGGUUCUGCAGUGGGGCGAGAUGCCCACCUCUGUAGCGUAUAUCCGAUCGAAUCAGACAAUGGGCUGGGGAGAGAAGGCCAUAGAGAUACGAUCUGUGGAAACCGGUCACUUGGAUGGCGUGUUUAUGCACAAAAGGGCUCAGAGACUAAAAUUCUUAUGUGAACGCAAUGACAAGGUGUUCUUUGCCUCCGUGCGGUCCGGGGGCAGCAGUCAGGUUUAUUUCAUGACCUUAGGCAGGACUUCUCUCCUGAGCUGGUAGAGGCAGUGUGAGCUGGGAUCACCAGAGUCAAGACCCCGAGAACUCGGAAUUCCGUGCAACUGGAGCUCAGCUGUGUCGGGUCAGCCAGGACAGCUGCACAUGCGGGCCUCUUGUGUGUUGGAUCCUCUCUCCCCUCCUUCCUACACUUCUUGCCAGUCUGUUCCCACUUUCUCCUGCUCCUUUCUCAAAAAUAAAUCCGGGCUGCAUUGCAGCUGGUGCUGUUAGACUCUACCACCGGUGCUAGGAGUGUUUGGGGAGCAGCAGCCGACCAGCAAGAGCGCCCUUCCUUCAGCUCCAGAAUUCCUUGUCUCUGCGCGACUCUGGCCUGUGCAUGUCUGACAGCUGUGAUGGGCACACCGUCAGACGUUGGCAGUGGGCACAAGGAGGUGAAAAGUGUCAGCAGCAGCUUGCUGAAGCAGAGGACAGAUUUAAUAUAGUAACAUUAACAAUGUAUUUAAUUGACAUUUCUUUUUUGUAAUGUGACGACAUGUGGACAGAGAAGAAGGUGCAGGUUUAAGAAGUUAAUAUUUAUAAAAUGUGAAAGACACAGUUACUAGGAUAACUUUUUGUGGGCGGGGAUUAGGGUGGGCUGGGGUGGACUGAGGGGUCCCGGUUUGUUUCUUUGAAGUUUUUUUGGAAGGGGUUGUCCUGGCCAAGAACUCAGUCAUUUUUCUGUGUACCAAGUUUUGCCUAAAUUGUGCAGAUGGUUCUUAAAAAAAGAAGAAGAAAGAAAAGAAAAAGAAGGUGUGUCGUCUUGUUCGGUGGCCAGGUGUUCGUUGUGUGACAGUAUUAGCACUGCCUCAGCUAAAGGUUUAAUUUCUGUUUGGGCCUCGAGUGCAGCUGUGGUCUGCACGCGCGGGAGGAAGAGUCUGCCUUCCUGUGGGUUCUGUUCUGUUUUUUGCCUACCUCAUUGUCUCCAAUGCAUUGAGAGGUGACUUAGCUUAUGGUUUUGGCAGAAAACAUUAAUGUUUAACUUAACCUUAAUACCAAAAUUAUCUGAUUGAAGUUUGGCUUAUUUUGUCACAAGUCUAGCCAGGUACAAGGAGACCUGUCUGGAGGCCCGGACUGGCCUGUGGCUGUCGCGGUGUCCUCUCGGGAGGCGGCGAGCUGUGUCCUCAGCAGACUGCGCAUUGCUGGUGGGCAGAGGGCAGCCGCCACCUGUGCCACAGCAGGCUUCACUGUUCACCGGGGUUUGGAAGCAGGCGGUCACGCUUGGGGAGUCAGACAAACUGUUCAUUGUUGCAGGAACCUUUUCUUGAGGGUGAGGUUGCGUCCCUUUUCUAAAAAUGCAAUGCACUAAAACUAUUUUGAGAAUGUAGUUGAUUCUACUUAUUCAUAAAGAUGGCAUCGCCCGCCGUGUGUUCUAGAUGUGACAUUGAAGCCCUGGCUUUCCCUUUUUUCUCACUUGCUCUCGUUCUGUUUUUUUUAAAACUAAUUUUUCUUUACGAAUAUGUCUGUGACAUUUGUAAUAAAUGUCUUGUAAUAA